This is a messenger RNA of Motacilla alba alba, 9190 nucleotides long. RefSeq names its product FERM and PDZ domain containing 2 (gene FRMPD2). Gene Ontology annotation, molecular function: protein tyrosine phosphatase activity; protein binding. Lineage: Eukaryota; Metazoa; Chordata; Aves; Passeriformes; Motacillidae. Gene Ontology annotation, biological process: protein dephosphorylation. The record is from RefSeq and is a predicted model, not a curated record. The transcript has 48 exons. Gene Ontology annotation, cellular component: cytoskeleton. The coding region runs from base 520 to 7206 and encodes 2228 amino acids.
UGUAAGUUGACAGACCCAGAGAUUUAUACUGAGCCACUUCCUAAAAGCUGAUUCUCAUUACCUGGCAAGUGAACUAUCAAGGAAAAAAAAAAAAAAAAAAGAAAGAAAAAAGAAAGAAAGAAAAAAAAAAGGCAGGAGUGUAAAACAGCCUUAGCAGACAUGACGUUGCCCUCAACUUCAAACCAGGAGCUGCUAGGUUUGGCUUGCAAGUAAGAGAAGAAACCUCACUGUUUACUUGCUUAGCCACUUGCCUGACCACACAGUGCUUAGUUACAAGAUACAAACAAAGCAAUAGAAAGAAAGGAAGAAAGGGGGAAAGAAGGAGAGAAGACAGAAGGUAAGAAAGAGAAAGAGAGAAAAAUCCAAGAAACAGAAGUCCAAUCAAGACCUGAAUAUGUUUAAUAUUAUAUUUACAACUAUUAUGGUCUAAACAAUCAUUAUUGGGCAAAAACAUAGAAGAUUAGAGACCAUUCUGGAUGCGGCAUCUGUCCAACUUGUACAGUAUCUACUGCAGCAGGCAUGAGCACUUCCUGUGUGACAUUGGCCGAGGUCCUGUGGGCAAAAGGAAGCCCUCUGGAGGAAGAAGAAAUAUGGGCACUCCUGUACCUGUCCACAGUGCAGCUUCUGGAGGAUCUUCACAAAGACCCUGCCAUCUGUGUGAUUUGCCCAUGGUCAGUACUACUGUCUGCUGAAGGAAAUUUGUUUUUCCAAAACAAUGCAUCUCAGACAGAAGCUGCCCCUUUCAGUCCACCAGAAUUGCUCCACCACCCAAGUAAAAACCAGCACUUUGGACUAACAAAGAUGCUGGUAUAUUCCUUAGGAAUGACCCUCUAUUGGUCAGCAGAUUACCAGGUUCCUCCAAACCAGUCCCUCCAGCUGAGUGACCAACUACAUACACUCCUGCUGACAAUGUGUGAAGAUCUGCCACACAGAAGACUUUCUCCUGAAUCCAUUCUGGAAGCAUGUGAAGCACAUCAGAAGGAAUCUGCUUCCUUACCAGCAAAAUUCUACAUAAAGAGAAUGGUUCAGUUUGCUGUGGGAAGUGUCAGCGAGACAGAGCAGGUGGUCACUGAAGACAGCACAGCCUCUCAGCUGAACAGAAGUCACGUGAUAAGGAAAAGACUGCAUGAAAAAAUAUUGGACACCUCAACACUGGCAUCCCAGAUGAAUUUUCACCAAGACAAAGGGCCCAGAUUAAUGAACUAUAGUCAGUCAACAGAAGAUUACAGACAACUCUCUGUGGAUUAUAGUGACUCUAAUAGUAUUUCUGAAAGUACAUCUUUGAUACUGUCUAACCGAGGACAUAGGAGAGGAAAAGUUCCAGAGACACACAGAUCAUGUGACACCACACUUAGUGGGUCAAGGACAGAAAGUAGCUACAAGCUCUUCAUAAACAGGUCGGUGAGUGCUGUAGAAGAAAUCCCUGGUGGAACUCAGAAGAACAGCCGACAGAACCUGCUAAGCUUGGGCUCCACCUUCUCUGUGUCCACAAAGGACUACUCAGCAGCUGCUGCAUCACAGAAAUGUUUGUUCCACAGGAAGGAAAAGUUUUCAGGUCCAGAAUUUGUUAUUUUGUCCAGUGAACCACCAGUGACCUUACAGCUGCCUGGAUCAAUUGUGACUAAAAAAGGGAAAUCCUAUUUGUCCCAAAGGGAUCUCAAUGUGAUUCUACUCAAUGGGCAGUGCCUUGAGGUGCAAUGUGACAUCAAGACCAAGGCAAGAGAUGUUUUCAACACUGUGGUGGCAUAUGCAAACUUGGUGGAACAUUUCUACUUUGGCUUGGCUUACCUGAAAGGUAAAGAAUUCUUCUUUUUGGAUGAGGAGACCAAACUCUACAAAGUGGCCCCAGAUGGCUGGAAUGACCAACCUAAGAAGAAAAUGUCCAUCAUUAAUUUCACUCUCUUUCUAAGGAUAAAAUUCUUUGUCAACCACUUUAAUGUUAUUCAGCAUGGCUUGACAAGGCAUCAGUUUUACCUGCAGCUUCGUAAAGAUAUUUUGGAGGAGCGAUUAUAUUGCAGUGAUGAGACUGCCCUGAAACUCGGCGCCUUGGCUUUACAGGCAGAGCUUGGCAAUUAUGCUUCUGAGAUGCAUGGAAAGAGCUAUUUUCGUGUUGAAGACUACGUUCCAGCCAGUCGAAUAGAGAAAAUGACCCUGGCAUAUGUACAGCGAGAGCUUGCUAAAUUACAUCGGAUGAAUCGCUCCCUGUUUGAGGAUGAAGCUGAACUAGAGUUUUUAAAGGUGACUCAGCAGCUUCCGGAAUAUGGAGUGUUAUUCUAUCGUGUGUCCCAAGAGAAGAAAGGGACAGAAGGGGACAUCAUCCUGGGAAUCUGUGCCAAAGGCAUCAUUGUCUAUGAAAACAAAAAUCACACAAGAAUUGCCAGUUUAAGAUUCCAGUGGCGUGAAACAGAGAGAAUUUCAGCUCACAGAAAAAAAUUCAUGAUUGAAAGCAGCUUCAGUGGUAAGAAACACACCUUCAUUACUGAUACAGCAAAGACAUGUAAAUACCUACUGGACCUCUGUUCUGCCCAGCACAAAUUCAAUGCACAGAUGAAUUCCAGGCAACUUCGUCAAACUUCAUCAGAGGACAGUAAAUUUGUGGAAAUAGACAAAUCAAAUUCUGCAUAUGCAGCUCAGCGUGAGCACCUUGCCCUUAUUCAGAGACUGUCUCGCUCAGAGAAUGUGCUCUAUGGAGCAAACCUGGAAAACCUUUCUGCUGGGAUGAUGAGCAAAUCUUGUGAUAACCUCAGCGUGGAAACCAACAACAGGACUAGACACAAAAGCAAUCUUGGCAGAUCUGUAUCAGGGCUAUCCCAGUCGGAAAUGCACAUCAAUUUGAAUGGAAAGCAAAGGAGUUAUGACUUCCUCUCUAUCCAUUCAACUCAGAACACCAUCAGUGCACCUGGAUCACCAGCCUUCCAAAAGGAAGUUUCGCUAAGUGGUCUAGAAAGAGAAAUCAUAUGUGUGAGCCUAAGACGUGACCCUAAGAAUGGAUUUGGUUUUGUAAUUAUUGGAGGAGAAAAUGUAGGAAAAUUAGACCUUGGUAUCUUUAUCGCUUCAAUUAUCCCUGGGGGACCUGCAGACAGAGCUGGAAAUAUCAAACCAGGAGGACGACUCAUCUCUGUGAAUAAUAUUAGUCUAGAGGGUGUUUCAUUUAAUACUGCAGUUAAAAUCAUACAGAACUCUCCUGAUGAAGUGGAGCUCAUCAUCUCUCAACCCAAAGACAUGUAUGAAGAAGGAUUAAAUGAAGAAAAGAAUCUAUCAAGAGGAAACAGCACUAGUGGAUCUGAGAUCUCUUGUGUAGACAGUGGGAGAAAAAAGAUUCAGGAUUGUCAUACAGCUCUCCCCAAAGAACAGGACACAAAUACAGAUGAACUUGAAAAGACUCACUCUUGGAAUUUAGCAUCAAAAUUGGGCCCUAGGAUUCCAGUUCCUUCAGCUGAUAGCCUGGAUGUAGAGGCAGCUGAUCCUUCCCACUUACCAUCUCCAUCAGAAACCAACUCAAAGGAAGUCUACACGGUGGAGCUUGUUAAAGAAGAUGGGACCUUUGGAAUCAGCGUGACUGGUGGAAUUAACACCAGUGUGCGUCAUGGUGGGAUAUAUGUGAAGUCAAUCAUUCCCAGGGGACCAGCAGAUAAGGACGGACAAAUAAGGAUAGGUGAUCGUCUGCUGGAAGUAGAUGGCAUCAGCCUCUGUGGCAUCACCCACAAACAGGCUGUGGAACACCUUAAGAAAUCUGGCCAGAUUGCCAAACUGGUUCUAGAAAGGGGAAACUACCAAUUGGCAGAGCCUUGUCUGACUGCUAAUGACAGAAAGGAGGACCAAUGUGCAGUUGUUUCUGUGGCAACAUCCCUCACAGAUGGCACCAAGGACUGCUGCUUUUUGACAGAUGAUAACACAUUUGAAGUGAAAUUAACCAAGAAUUCUGGAGGCCUUGGAUUUAGUGUUCUGCAGACGGAAGGAGAUGCUUGUGAACACCUUGGAGGAGCUAUUGUCAGGAUCAAAAGACUGUUUCCAGGGCAGCCAGCUGAAGAGAGUGGAGAAAUUGAAGUUGGAGAUGUCAUUUUAGCUGUGAAUGGGAAACCUCUCAAAGGGCUCCUGUAUCAGGAUGUCCUGCAUUUGUUAAGAGGAGCUCCUCGAGAAGUUACACUGCUACUUUGCAGACCACCAAAAGGUGUUCUUCCAGAAAUAGAGCUGAUUGCUCUGACUCCAGCACCAUCUCCAGUUAAGGACUUUGUGGCAGAAAUGCCAGGCAGCACAGGGGCAGGAAACAGUAUGGAUCAAUCUACCAGUGAUGGAGGUAGCACCUCUCCAGACCUCGAAGACUGCCUUGAUUCUCCAGUGGGAGAAGAUUUCAGUGAGCCUCCUGAGGAUGACAGCUCAGCUUAUGAAGAGCAGGAAGCUGAGUUUCAAGAGAAACCCAUACAGAAACUCCCAACUUCCAGAGAAAGUUUCUAUAAGCAUCUUUGGAAGAUUCAUCAAGAAGCUUCCAGUUCUGAAGUCUUCCACUCUCUAGAGGAGGAAGUGAAGCAGAACUGCUACUCACCCUGUGAAUUUGGACAGGCCAAAAGCCACGUAUUUAAUAAGAGUCAUGAUGACCUAUUGAACACAAAAUGUAUGCCUGAAACUCUCUCUCUACCUCCUAUUGAUGAAGAGUAUCUCACUGUCAGCUCAAUGUCUGUGACCUCACUUCCACGAGGAGGAAGCUCCAAGACAGUCUCUGCAAUCACUGCGACCCCACAGCCACUUGUUUGUGGUCCCUCAUCAUCAUCCCUGCCUGCCGGAGAGAUACAUGACAGUGACAAUGAAUGGGAAGACUUGGAGGAACCAGGGGAAGAGAAGGAGGAAAAUGAAGAUGGCAUUCAGGAAAUGGAGAUCUUUGUGACUUUGACAAAGUCAGAGAAUAAUGGUUAUGGAUUCUCUGUAGUUUUAAACAAAAUGGACACCUGCCUGUAUGUUGAUGAAAUCUUGAAUGAUCCUGCCCUUUCUGAUGGAAGAUUGAGAAGGGGAGACAGAAUCAUUAUGGUGAAUGGAAUUGAUGUCACAUCUUUACCAUGCAAGGAAGUCCUGACUUUACUGCAAAGCUCUCCUCCAGAUCUGCACCUCGUGGUUGGUCGUGCUGACAGCGACCCGCGUCCCUCAAUUGGGCCAGAUGAGAUUCCUGAAAUUACUCUCACAAAGGGUGCCGAUGGACAGCUAGGUCCCUCCUCAGCUGUUGUAGGCCUCCUUUCCCAGUGGCACCAUGAAGACUGCAAGGCAUUUAAAUGUGCAGGCUUGAAGCUGACAGGAGGAGCUGGAAGCAAGUUACAAGGUAUUUAUGUGCUAGAGAUAGUGCCUGGCUCUCCUGCCAGUGUGGAAGGCAGUUUGCAGCCACGAGAUCAGAUUGUUUACAUCAGUGGACUGUGCACUGAGGGCAUUAGCCUGGAUGAUGCAGUGAGAGUAUGUGAAGCUGCCACCCAGAAUGUUCGAAUCAAAGCCACAAGAAAUGGCAAUCCAGUGGUUCCUAUAGAGCAGGACAAUAGGCCACCAGCUGAAACAGAAAAAGCCAAUAUUUCUUUGUCAAAUGAAAACCUGAACUCCCAGGAUCAGCAUCUGCUGCAUCAACAUGAGAAACAUUUGGAGGAAACAAACUGUGAUGCUCAGCAGAACACUCCUGAUUCUCCAGAAUGUAAAGACUUCAUUAUUAAGAUUGAGCUGGAAAAAGCUGAAAAUGGAAGCCUAGGUUUUGCACUGGUAGGUGGAAAAAAUGGCAGGGCUAUCCUAAUAAAAGCCAUCAGCCCGGACAGUAGUGCAGAUCUGGAUGGGAGACUUCAAGUUGGUGACAUCUUACUGAAGGUGAAUGAGACUUUUGUGUCUGGUCUGCCACGCCAAACAGUCACAGAUCUGCUGCGCAGGGCGCAAGGCACUGUUCAGCUCACUGUCUGCCGAAGCGUGGCUUUGCACUGGGCUUAUUCAGGCAACCAGAGCAACACAGCUUCCACUCCAAACACAAAAGCUGAGCCUGCAAGUGGUGGGAAAAGCCUGCAAGCCCAGCCUGUUUUCAGUUUCAAGGAAGAAGACUCCAACAGAAUGUGCAACAAGGAUGCAGAAAGAACAGACAAAUCUCCUCUGCAAGGUCAGCUGGCUAGACAAGACUAUCAGGACCUCAUCAGUAACAUUUCAGACAGGUCACAGAAAUGUGCAGAAUGUGAAAGCUGCAGAAGAGAAAAUCAACAGUCUGAGUCAGGCAGCUGGAACAAUGAAGAUGAUGUUAUGCCCCACAGGAUUCCUGUUCUACCUAGAAACAGAACCUUUGCUUCUGGAGAUGAACUGACUCAGUUAAUUAACUUGAAACCAUCACAGAGUGGAGUAGAUCCAAGGACUGGCAUAACAGGUCUUAUUCAAGGCCUUCAGCUGCGGAUUGAGAAUCAAGAGGUGCUAAAGGAGUUUAUGGCUUUAGAACAUGUGAAACCAAUAGAUGACUGCAGAACUGGCAAAGCACCAGAAAACCAGAAUAAAAACAGAUACCGAGAUAUCCUUCCAUAUGAUAAGACACGAGUUCCUCUGGGAGAAGAGAAUGGCUACAUUAAUGCAAGUUACAUUAGAAUGAAUGUUGGAGAAGAGGAACACUUUUAUAUUAUAACCCAAGGACCUCUUCCAUCCACUAUGGCUGAUUUCUGGCAAAUGGUCUGGGAGAGUGAAUCAGAUGUGAUUGCCAUGAUGACAAAAGAAGUGGAGCUAGGGCAAGUCAAAUGUCAUCGAUACUGGCCUGAAUCUCCCUAUGACUCUAAAGACCUGGCUAAUUUCUAUCUCAGGCUACACAAUUACCAGAUUCUGGAAUACUUCAUAAUUAGAAAAAUAGAAAUUAUCAACAAGCAGACAGAAGAAAAGCGCAUUGUAAGUCAUUUGCAAUUUACCACUUGGCCAGAACACAAUACUUCCAAACUCGCUGAGCAGCUUGUAAAAUUUAUUUGUUACAUGAGAAAAGCUCACAGGACAGGACCUAUUAUUGCUCACUGCAGCACUGGCAUUGGAAGAAGUGGAGUUUUGCUGUGUGUUGAAAUUCUUCUCAGCCAUAUAGAAAAAGAUUUAUGUUUCAACAUCAAGCAGAUAGUGAGAGAUUUGCGAGAUCAGCGUUUUGGCAUGAUCCAAACUAAGGAUGAGUAUUUAUUCUGUUAUGAAGUUGUGCUGGAAGUCCUUCAGAUCCUGCGAGCAAUGGAUUCCUACUGAAUAUGAUUCCUACAAUAUAACUCUUCCUGUUGCUAUUCCACUGGACUCCAGGGACUGCUCAGCAACUACUUUAAAGAGAUGUCAUGCCAGCACAGACAAGUGUUAUAUUAUAUGCUUUUUUAGAUUACAAAGUAAUUUAAAAACUUUGCUUAACAUGUCCUGUACAAGUCAUUUAUUUCUUGGCUCAAAGUAUGAAGAAACAGCCAGCCAGCACUGCAACACUGCUGUGUCAAACUGCUAUGGACAAUUUUUGCAUUCUGUGAAAUAACAUAUUCAUUGUUAGGAAUAUGUGUUGGGACCGUAGCAAGGAUAUAGCAGCCUUCAGAAUUAGCUUUACUAUCCAGAGGGCAACUAUAAAGAUCUAAGAUUUGAUUGGUGUUAGGGGAAGAUUAGUUGUCCCUCAUCUAUUGUUGUGCACUGUUUGCUUCUGGACUGCAAAUCAGUGUUUACUCCACCAGUUAUGCUUUUGCAUGGAAGGACUCAGUUUGGUGACCUUUGGUUGCUUGAACAACGUAGAACCAUUUCCAGCCCAUGAGUUUAUACCACUAUCACUAGACAUCUUAAAUAAAGAAAUUGACAGAAAAAAUAGGAUGCCUUUAAACCCUGGUCCUCUUCAAAGGAAGAGCAUUCUAAUAAUUAGAUGGAAUAUCUAUUUUUUCCAGCAAUAUGAACAGAUGUAGAUAGCAUUAAUACUUUCAUUCCACAUCCAUAGAAAAAGAAAUGCAAUACUAAGCCAGGUGAAACAACUGUGUGUGCAUUGUGGUACACACAUACAUUCCAUCUUUCCCUAAUCCUUUACCUUGAUUAACUAUCUUCUCAUUCUUACCUAGGAUCUGAAAUAUGACAUGUCCUGCUGGUUUCAGUAGGGGCUGAAUCAGAUCUUUAAAUUAAAGAGCUCUCUGUACAGUUUAUUUUUCUUGUAAAAAAGCGUUUUUGUUUGUGUGGGUGGAUUUGAACAGAAAUCUGCUGUUCAAGGUGUAAGAUUGUAUUUUUUUCCAUUUGUUGUACUUCUAUGUCCUUACCUAGAAGUUGACACAUGGAAGUGAUUAGAGAUGGAUUAGAAGAGUAACUUGUAAACAUAGGAAACUGAAACAAUCUAACUAAAUUGUAUAUAUUUUUAAAACUUCUUUGGUUUCUGCAAAAGAGAAAAGAUUAGGAGGCAUUGGGUAUAAAACUGCAGUUGAAACACGAAAAUAAAAUAACUAUUUAUUUUAUUACCUAUUACGAAUCAGAGGUUUAUGAUUCAGAAAGAAUGGGGCAUUAAAUAAAAAUUUAAAGUAUGGCUUUUAGAAAAAGCCACUGUAAUAUAAUUAUAAUUAGGGACAAGGCCUAUUUUUUCUUUCUGCCCUCCAAUGAUCUGAAGGCAGUCUCCAAUAUAGAAAUGCAAUUAAUUAUGUGAGCCAGAUGCUAAUUUCAAACUUAUUAAUAAAAUUCCAGAGCAAUGGUAAAUAAAUCCAGGAGUAACCCUGGAUUUAUAGUGAUAUAAACAUACACAGAACUCAAUGUUUUGUCCUAAAUUCAUUGAAUUUGGUCCUUCCUCAAAGCAUUACUCUCCAUGUAUUCUGCAUUUAUUAUCUUUACGUUGCAUAUUAUCUUUAUGUUGGAAAAUCUGCAAAUCUGUUCAUACAAUUUUGUCAAAUAUCAACAGCCAAUUUUUUUCUUGUAACUUUUUUACCUUCAUUUGGUAUUUGGCCUUUCCCUUUAAUUACUUCACAUGUACAAGACAAUCAAUGCAUUACACUGUAAUGAAUACACAAUUCAUCUUUUGUACCACAAUAAUUUAAUAAGCUUCCUAGUGAAAAUAUUCCUGUACUUUAUGCAAAGGUGUUUUUUUCCUGUAGCUUAGAACAAGUAUUCUGGACUUAGAAGACAAUCCUCCUAGGUCAUUAUUUGUACAUCAUCUUUGCAGCUGUUUGACAGAUGUGUUUGCUGUUUGACAUAAGUUUUUCCUGUUUUACAGAGAUAUUAAAAAGAUUUAUUAAAA